CACUGCGCUAGCUUAAUUCCGUGUUAUAAAAAGGAGUACAGGAGAGACCCAUCGCCUCUUCCUUUUCCCUUUCUUAUUGAUUUCUUGUUCCUCAUUCCUUCUUUUUCUUCUCCUCCGGCAUCUGCUUGUGGCUGUGAUUCAGCACAGCGACUUGUGGCCUCAUCAUCAAAAUUGCGUCAAAAAGGAAAGUCUUAAAGGAACAAAAUUAAAGGGAGGAAGGAAGGAAGGAAUUAGUAAAGAAGAAGAUCGAGAAAUCCAAAUAGCAAACAUGGUUUUUCCAUCCGUUCCUCUCUAUCUUGAUCCACCGAACUGGAACCAGCAGCAAGCUCGUCGGCAAGGAAGCAGCGGUGUGGUUUCUCAGCUUCCGCCUGCGGGAAUGGCGGCGGCGCAGCGGACGGAGACGGGGAUGGCGGCCGGGUCGAUCCGGCCGGGGUCUAUGGCGGACCAGGCGCGGCUCGCCAAGAUCCCGCAGCCGGAGCCGGGGCUCAAGUGCCCGCGCUGCGACUCCACCAACACCAAGUUCUGCUACUUCAACAACUACUCGCUCUCCCAGCCGCGCCACUUCUGCAAGACCUGCCGCCGCUACUGGACCCGCGGCGGCGCGCUCCGCAGCGUCCCCGUCGGAGGAGGGUGCCGCCGCAACAAGCGCAGCAAGCCCUCCGCGGCCAGCUCCUCCAAGACCUCCUCCGCCGCCGCCGCCUCCUCCUCCGGUGCAAUCACGCCGCCCCAUUUCGUCUUCCACUCGCAGUUACCCUUCAUGGAGUCCUCGUUGCAUCCGCUGCCGCCGGACUUCAACUUCGGGACGACGAGCUUCUCCGGCAUGCAACCCCCCGUCGACGCCGCCGACUACCACCUCGCUGGCGGCAUUGGCGCCGGAGUCGUGGGGCUCGAGAGCUUAAGGCUUCAGCAAAUGCAACAGUUUCCUUUAUUCGGAGGUGGGAAUAUACUAGACCACCACCUACCUCCGCCGCCGCCGCCGCUGCCACUUCAGUCGAUUUCCGGGCAAUACCCUUACGGCGGGGAAGGGAGUGGAUUCUCCGGCGGAUUAUUCCCUGGGCAAGCUACAAUGUCGAAGCACUCCAAUUCCGAGCUCAUCUCUCAGCUUGCUUCUGUAAAAAUGGAAGACAGCCAACACCCGCAUAACUUUCCGAGAAACUAUCUCGGAGUUUCGCGCGACGACCAAUUCUGGAACGGCGGCGGCGAUGUCGGAGGCAGUGGCGGCGCCGCCGGUGGCUGGGAUAUCCCGGGAUUCAACUCGUCAUCAGGGUAAUUAAUUAAUAUAUCUAUAUAGAUAUAUAAAUACAAAUGUAAUUGUGUGCAUGGCUCCGAUCCGAUCUGAUCCUUUGGUGGCCUUUUAUACCAGUUUUAACAUGGAAGCUUAGGGUUUUUGGAAUCGAUCGGUUACUGCCAGAAAAGUGAACAACUGGAAAUUUUAAUUAACUUGUUCCUAGAUGUAGGUUCUUGAUUUAGAUCGUGAAUUGGUACUGUUAAUUUCUUUUCUUUCUGUGUAACUUAAUUACAGUUUGGUUAAUAUUUAUUAGAUUGC
Zingiber officinale is the source of this 1546-nucleotide messenger RNA. RefSeq names its product dof zinc finger protein DOF5.1-like. Gene Ontology annotation, biological process: regulation of DNA-templated transcription. The transcript is spliced from 2 exons. The coding region runs from base 269 to 1270 and encodes 333 amino acids. The record is from RefSeq and is a predicted model, not a curated record. Gene Ontology annotation, molecular function: DNA binding; DNA-binding transcription factor activity. Lineage: Eukaryota; Viridiplantae; Streptophyta; Magnoliopsida; Zingiberales; Zingiberaceae.